AUGACUGCUUUCACGAUUUUAAUGUUGAUCUUCAGCACCAUGUAUAAAAUCCAACCUGAUAGACGCUGGGUUACAGCACAAUCCCUCACUGAGCCACCAGUUUAUCAGUCUGAUAAAGAGCUCACUGUGAAUAUCGGAGGCACGGCUACGUUGAGGUGUUGUGUUCCUGAAAAGGAAUUUGGGAUGCUGGCCCUGUUUAAGCAAAUCGACAGAAAAAAACCUCACACUAUCAUCAAGUUCUUUAGGAGUUCUGAAGAAAUGUUUUAUAACGGGCUCCAAAAGUCUCGUUUCCAAAUAGAACAAUCUUCAGACUGCUUCAAUAUGACCAUUUUAAACAUCCUGCAGUCUGAUGAAGCCAUGUAUUUCUGCGCACUAUUGAUGACACACACUCCCGUGUUUGGAGAUGGAACUUAUUUGAAAAUAAAAGGUGAGCAUGUUACUAUUUCAUCAGAAACAUCUAAACCAGCUCUGCAUGGAAACAACACUAACAUGAACACACAAGAUAAAACAGUGAUCUCUCUGGGAACGGCUUUGGGUUUGUGCGCACUUCUGAUUUUCUGCCUCACUUAUUACAUACUGAGGACAAGAAAGUUGGACACUUCUAUAGAAGAUUCUCCAGGAAUAAGACAGGAACCUGAAGCUGAAACACUGAAUUAUGCAGCUUUGCAGUUCUCCAAGAGGAAAGACAAAGCUGAAGAAAAAAGGAAUCCUGGCUCAUCAGAUGGGUGUGUGUACUCUGAUGUGAAGAAAUCUAUUGUAUGCCAAAAGAAAAUGGACGAAAUGGAGACCUAG
Hemibagrus wyckioides is the source of this 792-nucleotide messenger RNA. RefSeq lists its product as uncharacterized. The transcript is spliced from 7 exons. Lineage: Eukaryota; Metazoa; Chordata; Actinopteri; Siluriformes; Bagridae. The record is from RefSeq and is a predicted model, not a curated record. The coding region runs from base 1 to 792 and encodes 263 amino acids. Gene Ontology annotation, biological process: response to bacterium.